Messenger RNA from Fusarium keratoplasticum, 369 nucleotides. RefSeq lists its product as uncharacterized. The transcript is spliced from 2 exons. Bases 1 to 369 code for a protein of 122 amino acids. The record is from RefSeq and is a predicted model, not a curated record. NCBI's taxonomy places the organism in Eukaryota, Fungi, Ascomycota, Sordariomycetes, Hypocreales, Nectriaceae.
AUGGUUUCCAUGCUCGAAAGCCAGGUCCUAUACAUCCAAUGCUCUGUUCUAUGGGCUACAAGAGCUAUCUUCUAUACCGCCUUUGUCUGUAUCAGCUACAGGCUCUCACAGCUACGACCAACGGAUGAAUGCCUAGAGGAAAUUACCUCAAUAGAGUCAGAGGAGUCAGGGGAAUCUGCUUCUUGCAUUCUGGAUCGGGUUCCUGGCUGGUAUGCGUAUUUUCUCAACGUCGUCUUUGCCGCAUGGCCGGAAUACCUUAUUCUUCAUCUCUUGGUAAAAAGGGCCGACGUUGAUGAGCUGGUAGAGUUCUUUGUGCAGGAAGAUGUAGAGUUGGACAUGGUUAGUAUCGCUAGUUCGGAUUACAGCUAG